CGGCUGCUGCUUUUCCCCGCAAUUCGCCGCACCACUGUCGACAAGCUCAGUUUGAUUCGACGAUAGCCAGACAUCCGGAGAAACAUGUUUAGGUUCACCGUACUCCUAAUUCUUUGCAUCGCAGUCAUCGACAGCCACAAGCUAGUGGAUAUGAUGCGAGGAUGCGUGGCGAAACACGGCAAACAACCGACGCCUGGCCAGUGCGUCCUGGUGCCGAAGCGCGAACUUCGCAAUAAUGAAUUGUACAUGGUACUGGCUGAGGCGGUUCUGCAGACACACUACAACCAGUUCCCCGCCAGUCGCCUGAACACCAUCUUCAACAUUACGCGGGUCGGUCGGCAGCAUCUAGAAGAUAUUUCUAAAGGGGUUCUCGUCCGCCUCGAGUUUCACACAGUUCCCAGUGACUGCAUGGGGCCCAGCUUCUACAUGGCCUCCGAAUGUCAUCCAAUCAGUACCAAGGUGAACGGAAUUUGCCAGGCAAGGUUCUUCAUGCGCCAUGACUUUACUGUGCUGCAAGAGUUUUGGUGCGGACGCCUACGCUAUAUUAAGAAAUCGGGCCAGAAACAAUGCUCGUCUGUGACCCUCUGGGACGCGGUCGCACAAGGCUCGAGUGCUGCAGACUCGAGAAAGAAUAAAAAGUGUUAGCGACGUAUCCGC
This is a messenger RNA of Rhipicephalus microplus (southern cattle tick), 657 nucleotides long. RefSeq lists its product as uncharacterized. Lineage: Eukaryota; Metazoa; Arthropoda; Arachnida; Ixodida; Ixodidae. The record is from RefSeq and is a predicted model, not a curated record.